UUAAAACCUAAUUAAGCUCUCGUUGUCUGGAAAGCUCUUUCGUUUUGUUUUCUCGUGUGUGAAAGUGCGGUGUUAGAUAAAAUGGUGUGUUUAUUAUUGGAGUAAUCGUUUUCAAGUUUGUGAAGAAGCUCAGAAGCGCUAGCUAGCUAGCUCCUGCUGGCUACCUACCUAAGCUAACUCGGAAUACUUGAGCAAAAUAAAGUUUCAGACAAGUUGGAGAGCCGCUACGAUGCCGCCACGGGCUGUAAAACCAUCAUUAAUAAAUACAUGGAAGGAAAGCCAGAAGCUAAUGCCAACUAGCUCCAAAACAGCCAGAUUUUAAGGCCGUUUGGAUAGUUUUUAAGGAAUUUUCGACGCUCCAACUUUGAUUUGUGAGUGGAGGAAUGUGCUAACUUAACUUAGCGCGACGGGAGUUUGUUUGAUGGCCAGACAGCGACAACAAUGUUUUAUUUAUUGAGAUUUAAAUGCAGUGUAAUGAUUUAAAGUGUUUGUACCAGAAGUUGCGGGCUGUGGUUUGUUUUCAUACCACGGCGAUAAAUACAUGAGGUGUGUGUUUUCGAUUUGGGGUUAAACUCAGGCGGUAUGCGGCUCUGUAAUAAGACUCCAGUACCUCUGUUUUACACAGCAAGUUAAAUGAGCUGUUGUACAUAACAAGGUUAAUAGUGUACACUUCUGUUCAAGUGAGUAAAAUCAGGAGGCUGAACGGUGUUGCACCCAAAAACCUUAAUUUUCCUCUCCGGCAGUGAGUGCCGCUGUGACUGAAGGCCAUUAGCAAGACAAAGGUCGCCUCCAUGGAGCCAGCACAGGAGUCUUUGUAAAGGGCGAGGGGGGUGUAUAGACGCCCAGAGUGAAAAAGAGCCAAAUUCAGCAUUUUAUGGACGAAACCUGAGCCGGGAGUUUACUGCAAGUCUGUAUUGAUGAUGGCGGAUUUUGUUACACCGCGACACAGCGCGGUGAUGGAGAGGCUCCGCCGGAGGAUCGAGCUCUUCCGGCAGCAUCACAACAGCUGCGAGAGCCGCUACGAGAACGCGGCGCUGGAGCGGCUAGAACUGGAGAGGCAACAGACCUUCGCCCUGCACCAGCGCUGCCUGCAGGCCAAAGCCAAGCGGUCCAACAAGCACCGACAGCCCCAGCCCAGCGGCGACCAGGCCGGCCAGAGAGCGCCGGGAAGCGGCGGCGGCAGCGCCGAGCUCGGAGACAGCGGAGGGACGACGGCGGAACAGAGCCGGAACAGCACCCUGAUAGCGCUGCAGGAGACGGUGAAGAGGAAGCUGGAGAGUGCUGGUUCUCCGCUGGGCAGAGAUCAAGUCAACGGUUUCAGUGACGGUUUCCCCCCGAACAAAAAGGCCUGUCUGGACAACGGCACCAGUAACGGCUCCCCGUUGGACUCCAAGCUGGGCAUCAGCGACUCUCUGAAGUCUAAUGGGACCCACGGGCCUGCGGGGGAGUCAACGGACAGCGGCGGGGAACCAGGCUUGGACUUCCAUCGGAAGGAGAUGAAGCAGGAGCCGGAUGACAUCCUGCCCAUCAUGCCGCCGUCAGGAGGAGGCAACAACAGCCUGUUCCCCGACCUUAACCUGAACGAGCAGGAGUGGAGGGAGCUGAUGGAGGAGCUGAACUGUUCUGUGCCCUAUGAGGACAUCCAGGACAUUCUCAACGAUGGCUUUGAGGACCGGAAAGACCCUCUGGAGCUGGCACCGACUCCAGGGGGUGGGGUGGUGGGAGGAGGAGCCGGAGGAGGGGGAGGGGGAGGGGGAGGGGGAGGCCAGUCAUCCCAAGGACUACUUCCUCCAGACCUGGCUAGCAUUAAGACAGAGUUCUCCCCAGCCUCGGCAGCUUUUGAGCAGGACUCUCGCACCGGCUCCCCCCAUGUCAGGUCCACCUCCUCUGGACCUCCUCCGCACCCCACCAGCUCCCCUGUCGCCUCCUCUUCCGCCUCAUCUCCAGCUCUGCCCCCAUCCCAGCCAGUUCCUACCCCCAGGCAGCUUCAGCCUCCCCCCAACAACCUCCUCCCUCCGGGGCCCCCGGGGCCUAAAGACCUUUCCCCCGCCCAGCACCUCCAGCAGCUGGCUGCCCAGCAGCAGAGAGCCCAGAACCUCCAUGGCCAGAUGCAGCACAAACAGUCACAGUCAGUGGCCAAGUUCCACAACCAAGGGCCCCAUGCUCACCCCCCGCCUUGGCCCCAGAUGGCCAACACAUCUCAGAGCCCACUGGGGGGCGCGUUUAGUAUGGACAAGCCCACAAGUCCAUCCCUGUACCCACAGGACUUCAAUCCCAACGCCCAGAAGCAGCUGCUCAUGCCCGGUCAGCCCAACAAGGGUUCUCCCAAGGCAGGGGCCGGCGGUUACAUGCCGGGGCCCGGUGGGCACACCAACAUGCUAGGUCACCCAACUUCAGGGCCUCCUCUCAGCCACCCGCCGGCACCAGGAGCUCAGGCCCCGGCCACCAUGCUGAACUACAACAACACCAAACCCCUGUCACACUUUGAGGCGGGGCCCGGACCGCCGCGGCCCCCCAACACCCAGAAUCAGAACAAGGCUGUCCUGCUGUCGAUGCUCAGACAGCAGCAGAUUAAACAGAAGAACAGCAUGAACUUCCGCGCACACAUGCCACACACACAGGACCAGAACAACUAUCCUGCGCCCCCACAUGGCCCCGGCCCCGCCAACACCAUGGCAUCUGCGACCGGGAACAACGGCAUGGCAGCCCAGCCGGGGCCAAACGCCAUGGGAAGUAACCAUGGUAACGCACCAUACAUGAGCAGCCCGGCGGCCGUGGCAGCGGUGCUGAAACAGCAGCAGAUCCUGGAGCAGCAGAAACAGCAGCAGUAUAUGCAGAGGCAGCAGCUCAUGGCUGAACAGGAGAAGCAGCGUCAUCAGGACCAGCACCUUCAGAUACGCCUGACCCGACCUCCACCACAGUACCAGGACCAGCCAGGACAACCGGCCAAUCAGAACCCUUUCCCACAGCAGACAGUCAACCAGUUUACAGCUUCCUCUCAGCCAAUGAGCAGCGUUGGCUCCAUGGGAGGCCCCGCCCCUGGGUCGCAGCGCAUGUUCCCUCAGAACCAAGGCAUGAUGGGUAUGAACAUGGGCCAGGGCGGCGGGCCAGCUGGUGGUGUAGCUCCUCCCCCGACGGCGAGUCAGACUGACAUCAGUCUGCCGUCCUGUGGGGGCGGAGGGGGAGGCGCCGGUGUGGACGUCCAGCAGGUCCUCUACAACAACAUGAACCUUCACCCCAACCACCCGGCCCACCCACCACAGCAGGCCGGUAUGCAGCGCCAGCCUAUGGGCCCCAUGAGCGCCCCCUACAGGCAGAACCUUCUGACUCAGCAGCAGCACCUUAAGACGCAGCCCAACGCUGCUCUGCUGAAGCAGCAGCAGCUGGCUGCUACCGCCGCCCGCAUGCCGGGCUCCAUACCGAACAGCAUGGGGGCCAACAUGCCCGGCUCGAUGCCCGGCAGCAUACAGGCCGCGCAGAGCGCCCCCUGGCAGCAGCAGCUCGCCAACCAGCCACCCUCCAGUAACGCCGGCCUGCCCCCCAACGCUUUCAACAACACCCCCAACGCCUUCCACAUGCAGCAGCAGCCUCGCAUUCCCAAGAUGACACCGACCGCCGCACCCUUUGGUGCAAACCCUGGAGGUCGCCCAAUGGGAGGCCUGAACCCCGGCCAGCAGAUGAUGCAGACAAACAUGGCUGCUGCCCAGCAGAGGGCGCCACCCAACGCUCAAAGCCUGGGACAGCCGAUGGCCGGUCAGCAGCAGACUCAACAACAGCAGGCCAAUCAGAACCAGGCCGUCCUCCCCGACCUGGUGGCGUUUGGACAGCCGCAGGGCAACGGUCGGCAGGGACUGCAGUGUAACCAGGGAUACCAGGUGAGCAGGACUGCUAAUCAGCAGCAGCAGGUGUCGUUUGGAUACAACGUGGCUUCAGGGAGCUUCGCAGCAGAGAGCGACCUGGUGGACUCCCUGCUGAAGGGUCAGAGCCCCCAGGAGUGGAUGGCUGACCUGGACGAACUGCUCGCCAGCCAUCAUUAGUUAAACACACCUGUUUUCACCUGGAGCACCUGAAUCCUGCGGAGCUGAGAGGCUGCACUGCUGAACCUGCGCGGUGGCAGCGUGGGAGACGAGCCGCUGACGACUUCCUGCCACAGCCAUACCGAAAAGACUGAUUCCUUAUUUCAGACCGACAGCAGCACUGUUCUGAUCUGUCUGUGUUAGCAUUAGCCACCCAGCUAAUGAGAAACGACCACCAGUCAGCUGAUGGUUCAUGUCAGUGUGCAGGUAUAUUUGAGGUUUUUUUUUUUUCAGACACUGACCUGUGGAUGAGAUGUGUCCUUCUCUGAUAUGUUGGGACUGUAUCACAUUCUCAUUUUAUCAGAGAACGAUAAUCCCACCCACAGGUGAGCGAGCCAGCUGCCACAUCAUUGCAACGCAAUGAAGAAACGUGGAAGUUUGGUUUUCCUGCUGUUAGAGACACAGGAGACCGAUUGAGCUCCCACAGCCUCUGUCAGCAGCCACAGUCCCUGUGGGCGUUCAGCUCUCUGUUGGCCUGUUGCUCAGAGACGCUUUGGCUCAGCAGACGGAGGCUGAACCGCUCCGUCAGGCGAACCCUCGAGGUUUAAAAUAAACGAAAUCUCUCAGCUCGCUCGCUGGUAAGAAAUGAAACCAGUUCAGUGGCAGAUGAGCUGAGCCCUGAUGUGUGACUCCAUCUUCUGUGAGGAGACACCAGGUUCCAUUCAAAAAUCUGCCAAUUUAACAAUGAACUGCUCAGUGCUCAACCACACACCUGGUAGAACAGUAGGAAAAAUUCUUUCUGAUCUCAGUCAUCAUGCUCUGCUGUUAAACUCUGCUCACGCGUGCUGAAUCAUUUCAGUUUACAGCCCCGAGCUCGACCACCAGCAGAAGAUAAGUUUUACGUGUUCUAACGUGGGAGAUUCAGGCUGUUACUCAUGUUUUCUCUCAUGUUGGAGUCUGUGAUUCACCAUCUCUCCCCUGAAUGUGUCCUGGUUUCACUCAGUCACUCGCUGCAUCACGUUAAUCUGCUCUCUAACUGUCCGGUCCUGUUCUGCCUCGUGUGUGUGUGUGUGUGUGUGUGUGAUCCAGUGACACACCUGAGCUGUCGAGCUGUGACUUCACACCGAAGUCGAGUCAGUCUGUGUGUGUAUAUGUUGUGUUACACACUGCAGUGUUUAUCGAUGACUGAGCGGAGGAGUUGAACCAAGACUACUACUGAACCUAUGGCUCAGUGCUAAACCACUGUACCCUCCUCCACAGCGCCACCUACAGACCGUCAGCACGACUCUGUGAGUGUCAGACAAGUUUCAGAAACCUCGAAGUUCUUUCUCUUCUAACAAACUAGAACUGAAGGUUUUCAGAUGAGGUGAAAAUACGCAGGAAAUGAACGCAUGAGCAUGAAGCGAGCGCGUCAUUGUAAAGGACCAUACCACUGUUUUACAUCGUUCACUAAUCAGAAACACUUUCAAUGAUCACUGACCAUGUUUGACUUGCUGUCAUGAUUUUUGAGCCUGUUUUAGUUUGUUUCUCUCUCUGUGGUAUUACUUUACCAGCAGAUGCUUGAUUUUCAUACUGUAGGGAAAUAUCUGUAAACACGCUGCUGGGAACUAUUUAAAUAUCUCUAACAAUGCAGCGCGCUUUGUUUAGGGAAAUGAUCCUCAGUAUUGUAAAGUGUUUUUUUUUUAUUAUUAUCCAGACGAUCCUUUGAAUGGACUGACUGCACAGCUGAUUACUGGAAAAUGGAAAUUUCCCUCAUUGAAAUAAUCACAAAUAUGGACUUUCUGGUCCUGGAGCCAGUGUCGGAGGGAUCCCUGUGCAGGACAGUCUGCUCGGGACUCUUCAGAGAAACAUUUUCUGCAGGUGGAAGAAAGUGCUGAGUGUUUCCGUGGCCUUUCUUCCACACGCUGAAAAUCCUGUGAUUAAAAAACCAGGAUGUUUGAGUCCAGUUUUUUUGUCUUCUUUGUUACUGCUCCUCAUGUUGUCUUCAGCAGCCAGCACCUGACUCAGUCAUUCAGCUGUGCAGAGGUUUUUUGACUCUUCAUCACAGAGCAGUGAAACUGAAACACAAACAGUGAUAUGGUCCUUUACAGGUGAGUUCAGAGCUUCAGCUCCUGACCAGCAGAGACACAGGAAGCACUGCAGCUCGCACUCUCACCUUUCUGUUUGGGUUAAAAUGGAAAUGUUCUCAUCAGGGUUGGAGCUGCACUUCCUCCUGCAGCACUGACACGAGGACACACAAACAGCCUCUGUGAAAGAGUCCACAGGCCAGAGUCACCUGUGUGCAGAGGUGAGACAGAGCUGAAUCCAACGACUCAGCGAACAGGUUAGAGACAGGUCUGCAGACAGCAGGUGUAAAGUCUGAAAGGAAAACCUGUGAACCGCGAGGUCUGUGCCUGAGUCACUAAGAUCCGGGUCAUGAGGAUGUUUUAGUGACAUUGACUUUUCCUGACUCUGAUAGCGAUGCAGUUACUGAUCUGAAGUCAGUGAGAUAGAAAGCAGAAUCCUGACUCUGUGGCCUCUUUCACAGAGACUCUGAUCUAAACGCAGCUCAUGAAACAUUCGAGUGUUGAACCUGUUUCCUCCUCGUGGUUCAGACCCUGACGUGGACCUUCACUGUGGAUCUGGUUUAGAGUUGUGUCCUCACGGUUCAGACCCCAAACAUCCUGUUGACUGUUCAUCAUCCGCUCUCGGAUCUUUUCCAGCCUGUAACUGUGCGUCUGUCAUCCUGUGACCGGUGGUUCUAUCUACUGUACUGUUUUUGACUUCUUCAAAGAAGCGUAUGCAUUUUGUUUUGCAGACCUGUUGUGUAUUUUAUUUGUAAAGUUAUUUUUGGGGCUGGUUUCAUGUUUUCAUCCUCCUGCCGAACCUUCAGCUUCCGGCCCGGGCCCUGCUCGGCUCGGCCCGGCUCGGCCCGGCCCGGCUCGGCCCGGCCCUGCUCGGCUCGGCCCUGCUCGGCUCGGCCCUGCUCGGCCCGGCUCGGCUCGGCUCGGCCCGGCUCGGCUCGGCUCGGCUCGGCCUCCCGGGCCUUUCUGGGCCUCACUGUUCUGAACGGGCUCUGUGUAAAUGUCUAUAAAUAUAUUUUUUGUAUGUAUGCCUUUCCUAAUGAUCUGGAGAAGAUAGAUGUUAUUUUUAUAUAUUGCGGCCGAUGUUUUGUAAGUAUUUUAUACUUUUGAUAUGUUCUCUGUAAAACAAGAGUAUUAUGUAAAUAUAGUUCUUUAGAAACACCUUUGUUUUGCGUGUGUUUCUGUGUGUGCUGUGUUUUCACUGAGUUAACCAGGUAAACCGUGA
Toxotes jaculatrix (banded archerfish) is the source of this 7304-nucleotide messenger RNA. RefSeq names its product mastermind-like transcriptional coactivator 1 (gene maml1). Gene Ontology annotation, molecular function: transcription coactivator activity. Gene Ontology annotation, biological process: Notch signaling pathway; positive regulation of transcription of Notch receptor target. The record is from RefSeq and is a predicted model, not a curated record. Gene Ontology annotation, cellular component: nuclear speck; nucleoplasm. The transcript is spliced from 5 exons. Bases 918 to 4037 code for a protein of 1039 amino acids. NCBI's taxonomy places the organism in Eukaryota, Metazoa, Chordata, Actinopteri, Toxotidae.